GCACAUCGGUUGUGCGCCUAUUGAUCGCUCUAGUUCGCACAGCAUGACCCUGUACUUCAUGUUGAUAAUGGGAUGUCUCUUGUACUUAUACUUUCCCCAGCUAUUUGCUUGAGCUAUAACUUACUCUGUUGUUAUGUGUAACCCCUAUUAGCCUGUACUAUGGUCUUUACUGCCUGUUUUCUACUUGUAGUGUCAGUUUCAUGACGUCGUUUGUUUAUGGACCUACAUAGCUUUCAGGUCUCCUGAUGGUGGCUAUGAGUUGGACUCCAUCUCCGCUCGGAAGUGCUGACAUCAUGAUGUCACUCCCUGCCUCAGUCGCCGAGUGACCGCCUUUCCCGCAUCCGUUCAUCAUGACCUCUGAAACAGCUAGAACAUACACCUUUCUCGUAACACUGAUUCUUCUUGUCGCUGUCACAUUCACCGUCAUAGCUCGUAGUAUUAUUCUCCGGCGACGAGAUCGGCAGUUACUUGCUCAAGCAACGAAUGAGCGAUUUGCUGCGGAUGUGGGACCGUCGAUUUACGGAACACGGAGACGACAGAGAGUCGUCGGUGAGAAACCUGCCCUGUGGCAGAUGUGGACCCGGAGUCCCGACGAUGUACGCAAGGAGUGUGGGCGGGUGGUCUGGACUGACAUCAAGCCUGUGAGUAUCGCAUAUAUCGACAAGGAAGAGGACAAGGAGCAACCACCCCAGUGUCCGCCACUCUUACGAACGCAAAAAGUCCGGGGGCCAUUUCACAGACAUCCCCCAUCUUCGCAGGAAUCAUCCACUUCGUUACCCUGUUUCGAAGCACCAUCUUCGGGUCUGAGUGAUACCUUCCAAUUACGCAUUUCCGUACUUGUAGCGAUGCCCGCGCCCGAAUAUUCCGCUUCCUUUUCACCUCCGUGGAAAGACAGACCACUUGAAGUGGAUCGUCUUCCCCCAAUAGAAAUUGGCGUUGUGGAAAUGGAUGUUCACGGGUGAUUUUCUUUACUGGACUACAUCGGAUUGUAUACUCUUAUGCAUGGAAAGGACUAUGGAACUGUACCGUACUGUACAUGUAUUAAUUCCCCUGAACCCUCGAGUCAGCGCUUUCGCCUAUGUUGAGGAUAUCGGCUUGGGCCAGCUCAAACAAGGGUACUUGACG
Messenger RNA from Pisolithus orientalis, 1125 nucleotides. RefSeq lists its product as uncharacterized. Bases 351 to 962 code for a protein of 203 amino acids. The record is from RefSeq and is a predicted model, not a curated record. The transcript is spliced from 3 exons. Lineage: Eukaryota; Fungi; Basidiomycota; Agaricomycetes; Boletales; Pisolithaceae.